UUUCAACCCCAUUCAACUUACCAAAUCAAACUCUCAUUUUCUUAGAAAAUCAUAAAUUCACAUUUCCAAAGAAAGUUUCUCAUUAGUCACUAGCCGUAACACACACACUAUGGCUAAUUACAACCACGUAGUUUAUGUUGUUUUAUUCAUGGCUCUAGUGGUUGUUACACCACGGGCUACUAAGGCCGCGGUCACUUGUGGGACCAUGGCCACUAGCCUCGCUCCAUGUCUUGACUACCUCGAGCGUGGGAGCGGCCAGGGUGCCCCACCUGGUGGUUGUUGCUCCGGAAUUAGGUCCCUUAACUCCGCGGCUCAAACCACUCCUGACCGUCAGAUGGUUUGCAAGUGUCUCAAAUCAGCGGCUAAGGCCAUGCCAAAUGUCAACCUUGGGUUGGCUUCUUCUAUUCCUUCUAAGUGUGGGGUUAACAUUCCAUACAAGCUUGACCCUUCUACUGAUUGCUCCACGGUUCACUAAGAGAAAGAAGAGCAAGCCAAUUAAGGUUCGAUCUAAAACUCUAGAAAUGUCGCGAAGAUGAAUAAAGUUGGAUUGUUAGGGAUGGAUCGGAGCCAGAUUUCGUACUAGAGUAUUAAGUUUUUAUUUGAAUUAUGUAAUAGGUGUUGAAGUUUAGUUUGAUGUAUGAGGUUGUUAUGUAGUAAAAAUAUAUCAGUUAAUAUAUGCUCCGGUCUAAGGAGUAUAUAUAUUUUAAUUAAGCAUAUUGAAAUAAUCUUAGAAAGCUUUCUUUUUA
This is a messenger RNA of Chenopodium quinoa (quinoa), 746 nucleotides long. Its product is annotated as non-specific lipid-transfer protein 1-like. The record is from RefSeq and is a predicted model, not a curated record. The transcript has 2 exons. Gene Ontology annotation, molecular function: lipid binding. Lineage: Eukaryota; Viridiplantae; Streptophyta; Magnoliopsida; Caryophyllales; Amaranthaceae. Gene Ontology annotation, biological process: lipid transport. Bases 110 to 475 code for a protein of 121 amino acids. Gene Ontology annotation, cellular component: membrane.